Sporisorium graminicola is the source of this 1059-nucleotide messenger RNA. RefSeq lists its product as uncharacterized. The coding region runs from base 1 to 1059 and encodes 352 amino acids. The record is from RefSeq and is a predicted model, not a curated record. The transcript has a single exon. Lineage: Eukaryota; Fungi; Basidiomycota; Ustilaginomycetes; Ustilaginales; Ustilaginaceae.
AUGGCGCCUACCGCAACCACAGCAAACGCCGCAAUUCCCGAGGUGACCAAGACUAGUUUCCAGGCGGCACUCCCCAGGAAACUGGCAGAUGCGAUAUCCAAGCCUAUUGAGACCACUUACGGCGACUGGCGCGAUGACUUCUUCCGCGAUGGCUUUGUCGUGAUCCCCGGCGUACUCUCUACCGAGAAGGCCGAGUACUAUCGUUUUAAGAUGCUCGAAUGGAUCACAGGCUUCAACCUCGGUCUCGACCUCAACGACGAAUCGACUUGGACAGCGGAGCACCUCCCUCAAAGCUUCAAGUCGAUGUUUCUCAACUACUGUGCACCCCACGAGCGAUUCAUGUGGGAAGCACGUUGCGAGCCUACCGUGAUCGAGCCUUUCGCCAAGCUUUACGGCACCGACGAGCUGCUCGUCAGCUUUGAUUCCUUCAACGUUGGUCUUCCGCGACGCAAAGACCUCACCUUCAAGCCAUGGCCACACUGCGACCAAAGUGCCGACCGCAAGGGUCUCGCCUGCGUUCAGGGCAUCCUCAACCUGUACAACUCGGGCCCUCAGGAUGGCGGGCUCAUCGUCAUGAAAGGUUCUGCCCCGCUUUUUGAGGAGUUCUUCGAGCAACUGCCCAAAGAAAAGCGCUUCUUCUCUCCGCAUGUUCACAGCGACUUCUACGCAUUCAACCAGGAGCAGGUCAAGUGGUUCGAGGACCGUGGCUGCACCCAGUACAAGGUUGAUGCCAAGCCGGGAGAUCUUAUCCUUUGGGACUCGAGGACCAUGCACCACGCCGCUUUCCCCAUGGGCAACGAGAUUCGCACUGUUAUCUACACAUGCUUUGCUCCUGCAUCGCAAAUCUCUGCGGAAGACCUUGUGAAGAAGCAGGAGCUCUUCGGCCGCUUCGAAGGUACCACUCAUUGGCCCCACUGCAACAUGUUUGGCCAGGGCAAAGCCAAGAAGGAUGGGAAGCGUGAGUCGACCGAGAUCUGCCCGCACGAGCGGGAUGAGCCUGUCGAGAAACCUGUUGUUACUGAGCAGGUCAAAAAGCUCGCAGGCUUGGUGCCUUACUAG